Lagenorhynchus albirostris (white-beaked dolphin) is the source of this 405-nucleotide messenger RNA. RefSeq names its product leucine-rich repeat-containing protein 37B-like. The record is from RefSeq and is a predicted model, not a curated record. The annotation marks the transcript as partial. Lineage: Eukaryota; Metazoa; Chordata; Mammalia; Artiodactyla; Delphinidae. The transcript has 6 exons.
CUACAACGGCACCUUCACCAUCAGAAAUCUUGGUUGCGGUUUACUCACAGAACUGAGCUUUGGAACGUUUCAGGCCUGGCAUGGAAUGAAGUUUUUACACAAGUAGUAAGUGAAAUAGAAGAUGAAUACAUAAUUCUCAAUCGUAAUCCUUUGACAGCAGUUGAAGAUUCUUAUCUUUUUACAUUGCCAGCAUUAAAAUAUUUAGACAUGGGAACAACACAAGUGUCACUUACAACAAUUGAAAGCAUCCUCAUGAUGACCCUUGAAUUGGAAAAACGGAUCUUACCUAGCCGUAUGGCCUGCUGCCUCUGCCAAUUUAAAAAUACCAUUGAGGUUGUCUGUAAGACAUUCAAGCUACGUUGUGACAGUGAAUGCCUGACAGACUUUUAUAAAGAGUACAAGUGA